Dalotia coriaria is the source of this 3398-nucleotide messenger RNA. RefSeq names its product transmembrane serine protease filzig (gene flz). The coding region runs from base 244 to 3075 and encodes 943 amino acids. Gene Ontology annotation, biological process: proteolysis. The transcript is spliced from 5 exons. Lineage: Eukaryota; Metazoa; Arthropoda; Insecta; Coleoptera; Staphylinidae. Gene Ontology annotation, molecular function: serine-type endopeptidase activity. The record is from RefSeq and is a predicted model, not a curated record.
GGCUCUUCAGUCACACACCGGCUGGCUCUUCAGCGAGAGUUCGCCGAAUAACAUCUUCCGAGAGUACGCGCGCGCCUUGCGAUCAACAAUUCGGAUUGUGGCAGCGCGCUACGAAUUACUUACAACCACAAUCAAAACGCGCAUCAUGUCGCGAUAAGAACUAUCAAAUCAAUAAAGUCCUCCAACUAAAUACGAAUAUCAAAUUCCAAAGUAAAUAAAAUUUGCUGCAAACUGUGUCACAAAAUGGAUAAAACCAGUGCAAUUAUCAUUAGUUUACUAAGUUUAUUAUGUGCAGUGAGAUGGACACAUUCCGUCGAGAUCGAAGAGCGCAGUCAUAGUCCAAGCACAAAAGACACACGCAAGCUAUUUGGAGGUUACCGAAUAACACCACGAUACUGUCAGCCAACACGAGAAUUAUCUCAAGAACUGAAAGGUCCUAAUAUCUGCAUGUUUAAUCAUGAAUGCAUUCAACGCAAUGGAAUAGUAGUAGGUGCUUGUAUGGAUGGUUUUCUUUUUGGUGCGUGCUGCCAGCUACCAGCGGGUAGCGCUGGGGAACUGAUCAUACACAAUGUUCAGCAAUCCGUAAAUGUGCCUUCUAAUACGUUAUACUACACCAAGUCUCCUGGAUCGGUUGGGCAUAUAACAUCAAGCGGGGUCAGUAAAAUUACACAAACACUACUCUACGGCAAUCAACCUUCCAAUAGUGGCGUACUACCUACAGCAGCUGAUAAUACCGUAGUACAAAUCAACGAACAAGAUCAAUUUGUAACAGCGGGUGUGACGCAUCCCACUGCACCGGAUACUGUGGUUGUUACAAGUGGAAGUAACGAAAUCAAUGGAGAUCAAUUCAAAAACCCUGAUAUAGCGGAAGAUCGGAAAACUACUCAGGGAAUUGAGUUGUCAACACAACCGUAUAUACCUGAUGUAUCGCCUUACAUCCAUAUAAGUAUUAGUAAUGCACCGUCGUACUACACACCAGCUCCGGUUGUUGGCAAACCUGUGUUUAGACCAAAACCCAAGCCAUCUGAAGAGUAUGUGCUGGUUCCUACUAUCAAUCAUGAUGUAAAAAAUAAAACUGAUUCGAUUGAAACAAUUGUCAACAUAGUGCAAAUGCUUAAUGAUACCCGGAAAACAGGAAAACCAACUACUAGUCCACCUAAUAUCUACAUCUACAGUACUAGUACAGCCACAACAAGAAGACCUACUUCUCCAACAACUACUGGUACCACAGCAUCAACUACAACUAAAGCAGCGUAUACUACCAUCACUACAACAGCCCCACGAAGGACUACUUCAAAAUCAAAACUUACAACUAAGAAACGAUUUGGUACAACAACAAAAAAAUCAACUACAACCAGAAAGGUUGCCACAACCAGUAUUGGAACAAAGGGUACCACUACUUCUACGACAACAACAUCAAAGAAACCAGUAUAUCAGUACGUCAGUAGUACAACUUUUAGGCCCGCUGGAUACACAUCGAAAAAACCACCGAGUACUUCUUACGUCUACAGUAGUACUAUAUCGAAACGCCCAGGGUCCGGCACACUAACGACUGUACCAGGUUACGCUGUAACUCGACCACCCAAUGCUCCCACUAUUAUUGUACUGGGAUCAACACUGUCUAACACCAGUCCGGAACCACUUUCUCAUCAGUACACUCCCACAAAAUAUACUACACUACGUCCAAAUACAUAUACGGCUAGUACCAGCACUAAGCAUCCGGUGACUGUCACCAUCAACAACCACAUCACACAACAUAUACAUAACACUAGUGAAAGGCCAUCUCCUACAGUCCUUAUUACUCCUAAACCUAGCAUUACAACAACCCCUACAGUCAAUUCUUACUAUGCUGAAGAGUCGGAAACUGUAGAUGCAAAUGGCGACAAUCUCAUUAAUUUCCCCCCUGUGCGCAAUCCUAAUCUCAACAUGUCCAUUCCGAUAUUUGAUCAGGAUAAUGACAUAACGACUCCGGAUUUCAUUGAGGAUGCCGCGCUUGAUACCAAAGUAGAAUCCUUUGUUAAUAAGAUCAUUGCUGGUCUGCAAGAACCGUUUGACGGGCUUAAAGAUAUUGUUUAUUCGGGAGUGAAUAAAACUGAGACGACGACAAAAAAGCCGGUUAAGAAGACUACGACUAAGAAACCGACAACACGUGCGCCGGUUAUCACCACUACUACUGAGAGGGUUAAAACAACUACAAAAAAAGUUAAGACUACCAAACCCACCGAGAAGAAGAAGGUGACAACCAUUCAGACGACUGAGAGUUACAUUGAACAUGACGAUGUUAGUCAAGAUUACCGAGCGCAAUGUGGUAUUCGUCCACUGGUGAAAUCCGGUCGUAUCGUAGGAGGAAAAGGUGCCACCUUUGGCGAAUUUCCAUGGCAGGUUCUUGUGCGUGAAAGCACGUGGUUAGGACUCUUUACAAAGAACAAAUGCGGAGGUGUACUGAUCAGCAAUAAAUAUGUAAUGACAGCUGCGCAUUGUCAGCCAGGCUUUCUCGCCUCAUUGGUUGCCGUCUUCGGUGAGUUUGACAUCUCCGGCGACCUGGAGGCAAAGCGCGCCGUCAGCAGGAAUGUCAAAAGGGUCAUAGUGCAUCGUCAGUAUGACGCCGCGACUUUCGAAAAUGAUCUAGCGCUGCUUGAGCUGGAGCACCCGAUUCAGUUCGACGCGCAUAUAGUUCCGAUUUGCUUGCCACGUGAUCACGAAGAUUUCACGGGUCGAAUGGCGACUGUGACUGGCUGGGGUCGGCUCAAGUAUGGCGGCGGAGUGCCUUCCGUGCUACAGGAAGUUCAAGUACCCAUAAUGGAAAAUGUAGUUUGCCAAGAAAUGUUCCGCACAGCUGGACAUCAAAAAGUCAUUUUGGAAUCAUUCCUAUGCGCUGGUUACGCCAACGGACAGAAGGAUUCAUGCGAGGGAGAUUCCGGUGGUCCGUUGGUACUGCAGCGUCCCGACGGACGUUAUCAACUCGCCGGAACUGUGUCGCACGGCAUAAAGUGCGCAGCGCCAUAUUUGCCCGGCGUGUACAUGCGGACGACGUUUUACAAGCCGUGGAUCGAGUCCAUUACCGGAGUGCAUUAGAGGGGCGCGGACGCAAUUGAUGGUCACCAUUAUUGAAUUUAGUGAAUGACAGAAAAGUGCGCGGCGCGCGACACGCGGACGAUUUAAAUUGCGGGCGGCGGUCGCACACGCGCGAGUUAUGUAUGUACAAAACUGUCACAUAGGACUUUGUGUCGUCGACGAAGACGAGGUGUUAUUAAAGCUUAAAUCUAUACGAUAUUCGAUAUGCGGAAAAGAAGCAGUGUAUUUUUGUGUAUAAAUAUUUAUUUAUUUAUUUUUUGUUAUGAGUAUUUGUAUUCAUAAAAUUGAUCUUGAAAAGAAAGUAAUAUAUUUAAUUAAAUUAA